This is a messenger RNA of Lasiosphaeria miniovina, 1545 nucleotides long. RefSeq lists its product as uncharacterized. The record is from RefSeq and is a predicted model, not a curated record. Lineage: Eukaryota; Fungi; Ascomycota; Sordariomycetes; Sordariales; Lasiosphaeriaceae. The coding region runs from base 1 to 1545 and encodes 514 amino acids. The transcript has 2 exons.
AUGCCCCUGUACUCGGAGCCGCCGCCGCUGCGCACCUUCAGUGAAGACAAGCCCACGCUUUUGGUGUGCUGGUGGAUCACCAUCUUCUGCGCCGUAAUCAUCUUGCUUCGAGUCGGCGGCCGCUUCGUGCGCACCGAAAGGCUGUUUACCGAAGACAAGGUGGCGGCCCUGGCUCUGAUCCCGCUGUUCCUCCGCAUGGGCUCUGUCCAUGUCAUCCUGGUCUACGGCACGAACAAUGCCCAGCUGGACGGUGCCGGCUUUUCGGACGACGAGCUCCACCGAAAGUCGGUCGCUAGCGGCCUGGUUCUCCUGAGCCGCAUCUUGUACGCAGCGACCCUAUGGGUUCUGAAAAACGCCAUUCUAGAGUUCUUCAGACGCCUCAAUGUGAGCUGGGAGCGGUCGUUCGAUGUGGCGCUGCUGUUCAUGCGCUGCAUUCUCGUCGCCACCUUUGUCGCAGUGGUGAUAAGCGAUUUGGCCGAGUGCCAACCCUUUUCCCACUACUGGCAGGUCCUCCCAGACCCCGGGGGCCAAUGCCGUCAGGGGUACGCGCAGCUCUUGACCAUGGCCACCUGCAACAUCAUUACCGACUUGCUUCUCGUCUUUUUCCCAAUACCCAUCAUCAUCAGCAGCCAGAUGAGCGCCAAGCGCAAGGUCCAGCUGGUGCUGCUCUUCUCUCUCAGUCUCGGAGUGGUUGCCGUCACCAUAUACCGCGUACCGCACAUCAUCUGGGACGGCGGAAGCCAGCAGAGCCGGUCUUUAUACGCCUCGAUAGAGCUGCUGUUCGCAACUGCGGCGGCGAACUCGCUGGUUCUGGGCUCGUUUGUUCGGGACAGGGGUGUCAAGAAGAAGAAGUUCAAGUACGAUUCUGUCGCCGCAGGUUCACUAGAGCGCUCUUCGGCCACCGAGUCCAGGCGGCCGACCAUGAACAAGCACUGGGGCAGCGAUGAAGACUUGGUCCGAGAUGUGGGCUACGGCGUCAAGCCCGACCUGCGAGAACCCCCGCCGUCGCCUUCCGACAUACGAUUCUACACGCCGGCCCCCAUGGCCAACGCACACGACGACAUGAACUUUUGGCAAUUCCCCGGGCCAAAGCGGGCCAGCGGCGCGCGGAGCGACGACGCCCUGAUGACCGCGGACCAGCUGACGUCAACAAGAAGCAACUCGGUCAUAUCGCCCCGGAAGGUCUCCUUCUUCGACCACGGCGGGCUCCUGGACGACCAAGGCGGCUCGAGUCGGCGCGCGAGUCUCAUGUCCGCCAACGACCCGGCGUCUGGCGGCAGCAGUGCGCUGUCGCCCACGGUACCAGCGAGCGCGAACGGGUUGCGGCGGGGCUCUACGGCUCUACUUCAGGAGCUCGGCGGUCUUCUGAGCCCGCUGACCUCCAAGUCUGCGCGGCCGAAACUAAAGAGCGACGCCGAUUCGCAGAGCAAGCUGAGCGAAGAACCGACGCCACCGCCACCACCAUCGCCUCCAGCGUAUCCGGCCCCUAAACCGGACCCAGUCCUCGCGGACGUGGGUGGGUUGCUCGGCAGCGACAAAGAGUGA